Messenger RNA from Marmota monax (woodchuck), 3043 nucleotides. RefSeq names its product acid phosphatase 7, tartrate resistant (putative) (gene Acp7). Lineage: Eukaryota; Metazoa; Chordata; Mammalia; Rodentia; Sciuridae. The record is from RefSeq and is a predicted model, not a curated record. The transcript has 13 exons. The coding region runs from base 249 to 1562 and encodes 437 amino acids. Gene Ontology annotation, molecular function: metal ion binding; acid phosphatase activity.
GGGACAACUGUGGGCGGCGGGAACCCAGCUGGGCGCCUGCAAGCUCAUAAAUAGUGCGGGCGACACUGGUGGCCGAGACCAGCGUGCGUGCAGCCGGCGCCCGCGAGGCAUCUGGAUCCCCAGCGCCUAGGAGGACCCCUGCCACCCUCCCUCCGUCCAGAGGAGGGACAGGCCGACGCCACUGCCCUGCGGGAGCCCCUUCUCUCCACCCCUGCUUCCUCCCUGCCCGCCCCCAGCGUCCCCCUACCAUGAGCCCCCGCCGUGGCUGCUGCGCCUGCUGCUGGCUCCUCCUCCUCUCCUUGGGAGUCCCGCGGGCCCCAGGAUACCCCAGCGCUGCCCCAGAGCAAGUCCAUCUGUCCUACCCAGGUGAGCCGGGCUCCAUGACGGUGACCUGGACCACGUGGGUCCCCGCGCCGUCCGAAGUGCAGUUCGGGCUGCAGCCGUCGGGGCCCCUCCCGCUGCGGGCGCGGGGCAGCGCGCGGCCCUUCGUGGACGGCGGCAUCCUGCGGAGGACGCUCUACAUGCACCGGGUGACGCUGCGCCGGCUGCUGCCGGGGGCGCAGUACGUUUACCGCUGUGGCAGCGCCCAGGGCUGGAGCCGGCGGUUCCGCUUCCGGGCCCUGAAGAACGGGGUCCACUGGAGCCCCCGCCUGGCUGUGUUUGGGGACCUGGGGGCCGACAACCCCAAGGCCUUCCCCCGGCUGCGCAGAGACACCCAGCAGGGCCUGUACGACGCCGUUCUCCAUGUGGGAGACUUUGCCUACAACAUGGAUCAGGACAACGCACGCGUCGGGGACAGAUUCAUGCGGCUCAUUGAACCCGUGGCCGCCAGCUUGCCGUACAUGACAUGCCCGGGGAAUCACGAAGAACGCUACAACUUCUCUAACUACAAGGCCCGAUUUAGUAUGCCAGGGGACAAUGAAGGCCUGUGGUACAGCUGGGACCUGGGCCCCGCCCACAUCAUCUCCUUCUCCACCGAGGUGUAUUUCUUUCUGCAUUACGGCCGCCACCUGGUCCAGAGACAGUUCCGCUGGCUGGAGAGCGACCUCCAGAAAGCCAAUCAGAACCGGGCGGCGAGGCCAUGGAUUGUCACCAUGGGCCACCGGCCCAUGUACUGCUCCAACGCCGACCUGGAUGACUGCAGGUGGCAUGAAAGCAAGGUCCGCAAAGGCCUCCACGGCAGGCUGUACGGGCUGGAGGAUCUCUUCUACAAAUACGGAGUGGACCUGCAGAUCUGGGCUCACGAGCACUCCUAUGAGCGACUGUGGCCAAUUUACAACUACCAGGUGUUCAAUGGCAGCCUCAAGUUUCCCUACACCAACCCUCGAGGCCCGGUCCACAUCAUCACAGGAUCCGCGGGCUGUGAGGAGCGACUGACCCCCUUUAGCAUCUCCCCAGGGCCCUGGAGCGCCCUGCGCGUGAAGGAGUAUGGGUACACCCGGCUGCACAUCCUCAACGGGACCCACGUCCACAUCCAGCAGGUGUCUGAUGACCAGGAUGGGAAGAUCGUGGAUGACGUCUGGGUGGUGAGACCCCUGGUUGGCCGGAGGAUGUACCACUAGGGAUGGGGGCCACUGUCAUCGGGCACUUGCCGCCGUGGACAGUACGACUGGACAUUGCUGUGACUGGGUGGGGAGUCAGGCGGGUCCCGACUCCCCUACUCCCUAGAGGCCCUGUGUGUCCUGACGGGGCUGGACAGUGGGAGCCUGGCUGCAGGGGGGACCGGCGUGACAGUGGAGCCGGCCCGGGUCUCGCCUGGCACAGACCCCCUCCUGGGUAGCAUCGGGCACCGGCCUUGGGAAUAAAAGGCUCCCAGGGGUGGCUCUGGGACAGGGGUCUGUGAGGGUGACCAGGGACAGGAACUCGAGUCCACCCCUCCACCGAACCCUGCCCGGCUCUCUGGAGACGGUCUCUCCCGCUGGACUGUCAACCUGGGCCCGGGCAGAGCCAGCUGCUCCUAGGCAGCUGCACACAGACUCAUUACAUGAAUGAAGGUCGCCACGUGUCCGGCUCUGGCCAGGGGACACUGGGGACAGCAAUGAACCAGCCCCAGUCCUGCCCGCUGGCAGCCCACAGGCAGCAGGGGAAUCGUCAUCCAACCCAGGUGACCAACGAGGAACGGGGGAACACCACGGAGGGACCAGGGCUGCGAGGUCACGGCUCAAGGCUGAGCUGGUGUCCCCUGUGGGCCUGGCAUGUCCCGUCCCGGGCUGGGUGAGGCUGUGGACGUGCCUGGGCCAUGGCGUCCACAGAGGGCAAAGGCCUGGCACUGAAGCCAGAUGGCAACUGGAUUCAAGUCUCAGCUGUGGUGAAGUGUCACCCCCUUUCUCCACUGAGAAGUCCUACCUGGGCUGCUCCAGACAUCCCCACCACGGCUGACUUUAGGGCUGUCAGCAGAAGAGUCUCUGCAGCAGAGUCCAUUGUAGAUAAACUUCCCAUUUUCCUGUCGCCCUGUUUACUUGGCCACUGGCCGGGAAGAUACCAUCCCUCCAGGUGCUGGACACCCUGUCACUAGUUCUUCACAAACAUGUAUCCAGUAGAGUAGUUUGUAGAAAUGUGCAGACAAGGCCUCUGGCCUCGGGCUGGGCUUCACAGAGAUGUCUACGUUCCUAAGAGGAGAGAAGUUACCGCCUGGGCUCCAUGGUAACAGCUGGCAGGGGAGGAAGGAGAGGGGAGGAGAAGCUCCCCCCUUCUCAGGUGCUGUCCUUGAAGGGUUAACUUGCCCAGAACAGUGAGAGAAAAAGCUGCUUUAUGUGAACUUCUGCAGACUGGGAACUUCGGAGCCCCUCCCCUUACACGCUGGGUAUAAAACUCUGAAACUCCCUGAAUUCGGGGUUCAGGGGAUUGAUUGAUGACAGCAAAAGCUGUGCCCUCUGAGCCUGGCUGCAGCCAAAUAAAACUGGGUCCUGCUGUCUCCGGUGCCCUGCCUCGUCUGUCCCUACAACAGGAGCACUUCCUGUGUGACUGGGGGCAAGUGACCCACCCUCUCUGAACCUCUGUUUCUUCAUUUGUAAAUAAGAAUGAUAUUAAAUGCGUGUGACAG